Esox lucius (northern pike) is the source of this 5214-nucleotide messenger RNA. It is a transcript of the gene spata13, whose product is annotated as spermatogenesis associated 13. Lineage: Eukaryota; Metazoa; Chordata; Actinopteri; Esociformes; Esocidae. The record is from RefSeq and is a predicted model, not a curated record. Bases 651 to 4637 code for a protein of 1328 amino acids. The transcript has 16 exons. Gene Ontology annotation, molecular function: guanyl-nucleotide exchange factor activity; protein binding.
GCAAAAGAAACGAGGAACGCAAACUCCGCCCCCAAGCAAUCACUGCAACAAGUGCAUGAUGCUGCCUCACAGAAACGCCAGCUGGAGCUGCCAAAGAUCGACCAUCUUCAUGCGCUUGAGUACCAACGGAUUUCUGAGUUUGUUUUAACAACUUUUUUUUAGGCGGAUUGAGUCCAUCUUUUUUUCAUAUUUACCUACUUCAAUUGCGUAUUUAUUGCCUCAAAACAUUUCACCCAGCGAGCUUUCUGUUUUGUGAAUCUUGUUUUAAUAGUUAAGAAUAACUUUCUGGGUAGCUAGCCAGCUAACUAGCCUACUGUUUGAUGUUAGCCAUUUGUCUCAAGAUGUUGCAAGCCAGUUUGUACCACAGUAGCCUGCAACGUCGGAUGUGUUUUCGUGUGUAGUCAUCGAUUGCAGGACCCUAAAAACCUUUGGACCUCAAAAGUAGUUUGUUUAAGCUUCUAGCAAAACGUUGACCGGGCGGUGAUGUCUGGAUAACUAAUCAUCAGAAACAGCUGCUUCUCUGUUGAUGAGAAAUAUCGGUAGCACAGGACAACGUCCAGGACUAUGAGAAGGAGAAAGACAUCUUUGUAGGCGUAACACGCGCCCGUACACUCGGGAGACGGAACUGUGGAACAGUUCUGUCUUUAUGGAUGGAGCGCCUGGCCCAGGCGGGGCAGAAUGACGGAGCCCCGUCCACCAGCGAGGACUCGUUCCGCCGUGGCCUCACCCCUGACCAUGCCCUUCGACCUCCGGCCCGACCCCGACUGCUCUGUGAUGUUUCCACCGUCCAGGGUCACACGGCGAGCGUGCAUUCCCAAUCCCUGCUGUCUGGGUGUGGCGCGCAUUUACAACCAGUGACCUCUGACCCCCACCAAGAGGAAAACCGACUGAAUGGGCUCAACACGGCAGGCUGGUCCAGUCCUGUGAUAGGCCACCUUGAUAGGACGCCCUACUCGUCCAGGGUCAUGAGGCUCUUUUCAACCCAGAGGAGCUGUACUGUCCCAGAGUAUAGUCUGGCCCCGGCCAGGCCCAUCUCCUACCCAGAACCUACAGGCAGCAGCAGGGGGUCCCAGGCUUGGCCAGGCCUCUCAGGGCUGGCUGUCAUGAGCUCCUUUAAGAAGUUACGGACCUCAGUACUCCAGGGUAUCCAGACUCGGGGGGCAGCCAAUCAGGAAGGAGAAUAUACCUCGGCAGCCAAUCAGGGUGGUGAUGAUAAAAUGGUCGCAGCCAAUCGGAGCCCAAGGCUUCGGUGUGGGGAGGAAUACCAAGGGUCUAACGGAGUGCCGGUUGGCCAGCAGAUGUCUGGGAAUCACCUUAAUUAUGACGAUGAAGAUGACCAAGAGGAGGUGGUGGAUGAGGAAGAUGGACUUCAGAGAAACACACGGUUUUCCAGGAGCAUCAGGAGAGCGUACGGGGCGGGUCGCAUCUCGCUGCUGGACACCGGGCAGGAGACGAGUGAGAAGGGUCCAGAAUCAGUUAGCUCAACCAAUCAGAAACCGGAUUCUGGCUCCGGUUUAGAUGCCGAGCGGGCUGUGAACGUGCUGAGCCGGCUGAGCAAGAGCGCAGACAACCUACACCUCUUCAAGGGCCCAUUCCGACGCAAGGCCCCCUCCCCUCAGACAGACACACCGGUUGCUAACGGCUCUGUGGUCAUUAAGGGGUCCUGUGGCGGCACCGGAAUCCAGAGAACUGCCAGCGCGUCGUCCGUGGACCUUCGGGACCCCAGCCAGAGCCCUAGGACUUCGCUCGGUGCCAAGGGCCACAUGCUGAAGCUAGUAGGCAGCGUGACUGACCUGACCGGACGGCGCCGGUCCAACCCAUCUCCCGUCCCCUCCCCGGGGUCCCCCGCCACCCCCCUGUCGCCCCUCAGCCGUAUCCACGACGACUACUCCCGCCGCAUACCAUGCCUGCCAGCCAGCGAACGCCGGCGCCGGCCCUCGCCGUCCGGGAGUAAAGCGGCGGCGGAGGGGGAGAGAAACGGCACCCCGGCGUCACUGGAACACACCCCCACCGUCCACCGCCCGCCACAUGGUGAGGACUUCCCGUCCACGCGCCCCGAAGGGCCCGUAAAAGCCCUGGAGGAGCCAGGCCAUGUCUUUGUUUUCCCCAGCCAGCUUUUCCUGGCAGCCUCCUCUCCCCUGGGGGAUCGUUCCCGGAGGAGCAGCCUGUGUGAGGGGGACGGGCCUCGGGGGGGACAAAGUGACGGGCAGUGGGCCCAGUGUGAUUCCCCUCCGCUCCCCCAGGGGGAACCCUGUGGGAGCCGCAGCCAAGUCCAGGAGGAGGUCAGUGCUGAGGGCAAGAAAAAAACAGAACUGUGCCUUUCGACCGACCCGGACCCAGGUCAGCAGGAGCCCGAGGGCAUAUCAGACAAACAGGGCAGUGAAGCACUGUUAGGGGUCACAGAGAGCCCCCCUCCCUCAGCCUCUGGCUCGCCUCCUCUCAGCCCAACAUGUUCCCCAGACUCUCCAACGUCACCCGUGGCAACGGGCGCCACGGAAUCUGUCACCCCCAGGCAGAGGGCGGGCCGAUCAAGGCCUCGGCCAAUCUCUGACUACGCUCAGCUGGUGGCCAGGAAGUACGCCAUUCCUGAGGAGGAGGCGGAGCUGCUUCCUGAGGAGAGAACUACAAAUGGAUCUCCCUUGCAGGACUACAAAAAUAAAGGAGGCAGGGGGGACAAAGACAGCCCGGAGAACCCCUUUGUGAAUGGAGAUCUCCAGGGCCAGAGGAGGAGACCCGUCUCUGUGAUUGGAACAGUGAGUCUGUACUCGUGUGGCGCUGAGGACAGCGAGGACCGCCUACCAUCCCCCCUGUUGCGCCCUCCUGUCCCCUCCCACCAGGUGCCACCCUACAGGGGGGUGUCGGCCCGGUUCCGGCCCUCCAGCUUGUCCCAGAGCACCCCUAUCGGACUGGACCGUCUCGGUCGACGCAAACUACACCGAAUUCUCAGUGCAGACGGCGGCUCGGAGAGUUGCGUGGCGACGGACGGCGACAGUGUUAGUGAGGAAGACGAGGGGAGUUUCGACGAGCUCAGUGACGUCACGACAUGCCUUCAGCCCGGGGUGGAGCUGUCUCUGCUCAACCAGUGGAUAGACCAAGGCCAUGCUGUGUACGCGGAGGCUCUUUGGGACCAUGUGACGAUGGAGGAGCAGGAGCUGGCGUUCAAGGCCGGGGAUGUGAUCCGGGUGCUGGAGGCCUCUCAUAAGGACUGGUGGUGGGGCAUUGGGGCAGACCGGGAGGCCUGGUUCCCCUCCAGCUUCGUCAGGGUGCGUGUGAACCAGGAGGAGGAUUCUGGAGCGGAGAGCGUUGACAGUUGUGUUCUGGACCGGGAGGACCGGCACGCUGCCACGCGGGAACCUCACUCCCACAGUGCCGAGCACCGCCAGCAGAUGAGGGCGAAUGUGGUCAAAGAGAUAAUGAACACAGAGCGCAUCUACAUCAAACACCUCCGGGACAUCUGCGAGGGCUAUAUCCGUCAGUGUCAUAAACACCCGGGCAUGUUCACUGAGCUGCAGCUGAAGACCAUCUUCAGCAACAUCGAGGACAUCUACAAAUUCCAGAGGCAGUUUCUCAAAUACCUGGAGAAGAAGUACAACAAAGAUGAGCCUCACCUCAGUGAGAUAGGAGGCUGUUUUCUCAUCCAGGGGGAGGGUUUCUCCAUCUACUCUGAGUACUGCAAUAACCACCCCGCAGCCUGCGCGGAGCUGCAACGCCUCAUGAAGCUGGGCAGGUACAAGCACUUCUUUGAGGCCUGCCGUCUCCUGCAGCAGAUGAUUGACAUCUCCAUCGCUGGCUUCCUGCUCACACCCGUGCAGAAGAUCUGCAAGUACCCCCUUCAGCUGGGAGAGCUGCUCAAAUACACACCCAAAGAUCACAGUGACUACGAUGGAGUGAGCAACGCAUACAAGGCAAUGAAGAACGUGGCGAGCCUGAUCAACGAGGGCAAACGGCGGCUGGAGAGUCUGGACACCAUAGCUCAAUGGCAGGUGGCCAUACUCCGCUGGGAGGGGCCGGACGUGCUGGAGCGCAGCUCGGAGCUGAUCCACUCCGGGGAGAUGGUCCGGGUGGUCCGCCAGGGCAACAAGACCCAGCAGCGCAGCUUCUUCCUGUUCGACCACCAGCUGGUGUUCUGCAAGAAGGACGUGCUGCGCCGCGACCUGCUGCACUACCGCGGACGCCUGGACAUGGACCACACGGAGGUUCUGGAGAUGGCCGACGGCAGGGACCUGGACCUGGGCGUCGCGCUGCGGAACGCCCUGCGGCUUCGGAACCGCUCCACUCUGGAGACCCUGUGUUACCUCUGCUGUAGGAAGCCCGAGGACAAGCAGAGGUGGCUGCAGGCCUUUGCCAGGGAGCAACAAAGGGUCCAGGAUGACCAGGAGAUGGGAAUGAAGAUCAGUGAAACGCAACGUAAACAAGCUAUCUUCAAUGCGAGGAAAUCCAAACAUGGGAAAAUGAAGUCCAUUGGCUACGCUGGCAGUGUCCCGUCCCACCACCAACCCCUGCAUCCAAUACACCAGCGCCAUGUUACCGUGCCAACUAGCGUGCCUCAGCAGCAGGUGUUCACGUUAGCCGAGCCCAAGCAAAAGCCUGCCCACCUGUGGUACAAUUUAACCAGACACGCCUUUUUCAGGAAGUGAGGAGUCGCCGCCUCUUGCUGCCUCAGAUUUCUGAAUGUUCAUAUCACGUCUGCAAUGGUCCUGAGGACUGAAACAAAAACCUACAAUAAUGGACCGAUACACUGUCAGUGCACAUACUACUGUCCUUGGUUUUAUCACUGUGCCUACUUAAGUCUCUGUCAUGUCUGUUUUUGUGUCUUUUCGGCAUCAUGUUCAUGUCUGUCAGUGAUUUUAGUUUUUGUCCAUUCAAAACUGUGCCUGCAAAAAGAAUUGUAAGGGACUUCCCAAAAGUGUUAAUAUACUUCGGACAGACUGAGUUCCUUCAUGUUGCUGGUGUUCUAAAGCUGCUUUUAUAGUCUGUAGACCCGAACGGCCAGCGUAGACCUCUGUUAUAGUAAUUAUGACAAUGGUGUACUGCACAUUCAGCUUUUAUUUGGAGUACUUACCUGCUACCUUGGUUUUAGUUUUAAUUUCUCUGAGGCUGGACCCUGUUGGAGUUAGACGGCUUGUGAAGGCACACCUCUCCUCUGAGAGCUGAAUGGCCAGAGGACGAAACACACUAACACUGUUGUAAAUAAACUCUUGUACAAAAAUGUUA